AUGCCGCUUAGAGAAAUCAUAUCAUGGACAACCAUGAUCAAUGCAUUCUCUCAAAAGGGAGACAUUGACAUGGCACGCCAAUGUUUUGAUAUUAUGCCUGAGCGAAACGUCAUAACUUGGAAUUCCAUGUUAAGCACAUAUGUCCAACAUGGGUUUACAGAAGAAGGGAUAAAAUUAUAUGUUUUGAUGAUGAAAAGCAAAGAAGUUAAACCGGAUUGGGUCACUUUUGCAACCUCUAUCCGGGCAUGUGCUGACUUGGCAAUUGUAAAACUUGGGACACAAGUCAUAUCUCAUGCCAUGAAGUUUGGGCUCAGUUCGGAUGUUUCUGUUGCAAAUAAUAUUGUCACUAUGUAUUCAAGAUGUAGGCAAGUCAAAGAAGCACAAUAUGUUUUUGACUCAAUAUAUGUGAAAAGCCUGAUAUCCUGGAAUGCCAUGAUGGCAACAUUUGCACAAAAUGGUUUAGACAACAAAGUAAUUGAAACAUUUGAGGAUAUGUUGAGGACAGGGUGCAAACCUGACCAUAUAAGCUACGUUGCUGUUUUAUCUGGGUGCAGCCACAUAGUGCUUGUAGCUGAAGGGAAACAUUAUUACGAGUCCAUGACUCAAGUGUUUGCCAUUUCUCCAACAAAUGAGCACUUUGCUUGUAUGGUAGAUCUGCUUGGUCGAGCAGGGUUACUAGACCAGGCCAAGAAUUUAAUAGAUGGAAUGCCUUUUUAUCCAAAUGCCACAGUUUGGAGUGCUCUACUAGGAGCAUGCCGAAUCCAUCAUGAUUCAAGACUAGCUGAAACAGCCAUGAAGAAGUUGAUGGAAUUAAAUGUUGAAGAUUCUGGAGGUUAUGUUCUUCUAGCAAAUAUGUACGCCGAGUCAGGGGAGUUAGAAAAUGUUGCUGAUAUGAGAAAGUUGAUGAAAGUUAAAGGAAUUCGAAAGAGUCCAGGUUGUAGCUGGAUUGAGGUUGAUAAUAGGGUACAUGUGUUCACUGCAGAUUAUACCAGUCAUCCACAGAUAAAGGAGGUUUAUAUAAAACUGGAGGAGAUGAUGAAGAAAGUAGAAGAUACUGGAAGAUAUGUUAGUGUUGUCUCUUUUGCUCAUAGGAGUGUUAGUGUGACACGUGGCACUAAAAGUGUCAUGUGUUAG
Molecule: messenger RNA, 1134 nt
Organism: Vigna angularis (adzuki bean)
Lineage: Eukaryota; Viridiplantae; Streptophyta; Magnoliopsida; Fabales; Fabaceae
Product: pentatricopeptide repeat-containing protein At2g13600
Exons: 1
Coding region: 1-1134 (377 amino acids)
Biological process (GO): RNA modification
Molecular function (GO): protein binding; RNA binding
Source: RefSeq, a predicted model, not a curated record